Symbiodinium natans is the source of this 1701-nucleotide messenger RNA. The record is from the annotation of a GenBank genome assembly. Lineage: Eukaryota; Dinophyceae; Suessiales; Symbiodiniaceae.
AUGGCCGCCGCGACGGGGCUUUUUGCCAAGCUGUCCGAGGUCCAGGAGCAGCAAAGGGCGUCCUCUGCAAACCUGGAGCUUCUCCGGGACCAGCACAGAGAGUGGCAGCGCUCCGUGGAAGAGCUCCUCGCUGGCAUCCGCACGGAGGCGCUGCCAGUGCCGGUGCCUUUGGCGCCAUUGGCGCCAUUGGCGCCUGCAGAGACUGCGGUUACCACGGUGUCUCAUGUGACUCAUGUGUCUCUUCCAAAGGCCGCGCAGGCAGAAGAGAAGGACACUAAGGACACAAACUCCACUCCAAGCGAAGAGAACAACGCGAACAACGCGCAUGUCGCGCCUGACGAUCCAAACAGAGCAACGUUCAGUCGAAGAUCCAUGAGCACGGAGUCGCUGCUGAGGUCGCGGAACACCGUGGCUCAGAAUUUCCCUGCUGGGCCGCUGCGAAAGCUCGUCACCGAGGUGCUGAACGACAGCAAGGCAGCUCCCAAGGAGCUCUCCUUCCUCGGGUCUCUCCGCCAGAAGGUUACUGUGAUCGUCAACUCGUCAUGGUUCGAGUUCUGUGCGGGGGUGGUCAUCCUGCUGAAUUUGGUCACGAUUGGCAUUGAAGCUCAGCUCUCCUUGCGUAGCGGGGAGACCUAUGAUGACGACUUUUGGCCUGGAGGCGUGGAGAGGAUUUUCUUGGUCUUGUACACCAUCGAGGCGCUGUUCCGCCUGGUGGCAGGUGGCCUCCCGAUCUUCAUGGACCUCUGGUUCUUGCUGGACCUUGCGCUGAUCAUCGUUGGGCUUCUAGCACUCCUAAUUGUUCCGGCUGUGGCUGGCAACUCGGGUGACAUUGAUGGCUUCGAGCGGCUACUGGUGGUCCGAGGUCUUCGCUUAUUCCGCUUGGUCCGAGCAUGGCGGAUGCUGCGUCACUUUAAGAUCGUGUGGCGGCUGAUCUAUGGGCUCAUGAACGCUGGGCAGACGAUCAUCUCUACAACUAUGUUGAUCAUGGUCUCCUUGUUCAUCUUCGCAUGUGUCGCCGUGGAGGUCAUCGCUAAGGAUGAGUACCUGGCAACACAGGCAGCCACAGCGGAAAUCGUGGAAACGCAGUUCUUUGGCUUGAACAGGGCGAUGAUGACGCUGAUUCAGUUCGUGACACUUGACAACAUCUCGGAAGUGUACUACCCUCUCAUCAUGCACAGACCCUGGCUGUCGGUAUACUUCUUCCCAAUAUUCAUUUUCAUUUCUAUUGGGCUGAUGAAUCUUGUCACAGCAGCCCUUGUGGAGAAUGCCAUGCAGACAGCAGCACACGAGGCCGAAGAAGAGCGCCUGAAGCUGAAGAAGAGGGUCCGGGGCGCUUUGCCGUCACUGAUCGAGAUUUUCCAUUCCCUGGAUAAAGACCACAGUGGGCUUCUGACACACGAGGAGGUGGUGAAUGUUCCUUUGGAUGUGUUGCCCCCCAGGGUCUUGGAUGCCAUCUACGUGGAAAGCAUGGCCGAUAUUUUCGACUACUUGGAUGUCGACGGAACAGGGCAGCUCUCCCAAAUGGAAUUCGUUGAGGGCCUGCUGAACCUCUGCUUAAUGGACAUGCCGAUCUCCACCAUCCAGUCAUUGAAGUUGCUGCAGUUGAUCCGUGGACUUGUUGGCAAGGUGGAGAAGGAGGUUCUAUCUCUCAAGGUACAAGUUCAAGCCCUUGCCGAGGCAGGCCAGAAUGAGCUGGUGUAA